This is a messenger RNA of Psilocybe cubensis, 474 nucleotides long. RefSeq lists its product as uncharacterized. Bases 1 to 474 code for a protein of 157 amino acids. The transcript has 4 exons. Lineage: Eukaryota; Fungi; Basidiomycota; Agaricomycetes; Agaricales; Agrocybaceae. Gene Ontology annotation, biological process: DNA-templated transcription. The record is from RefSeq and is a predicted model, not a curated record. Gene Ontology annotation, molecular function: DNA-directed RNA polymerase activity. Gene Ontology annotation, cellular component: RNA polymerase III complex; RNA polymerase II, core complex; RNA polymerase I complex.
AUGACGGCUGCGGCAUCAAGCAUCGUGUUCGACGACAUAUUCAGUAUUAAUGCAAUUGAUAAAGAAGGGAAAAAAUUUGACAGAGUCUCUAGGUUGUAUGCGCACUCCAAAAACUAUGAUAUGGACCUGACGUUAGAUUACAACGUCGAGUUGUUUCCCUUGCAAAAAGAUCAAAAUUUCGCAUUAGCAUUGGCAUCAUCUCUUGCCAAAGGAGGGGCACCUAAGACCGAAGGCGCGGGUGACGACGAUUCUGAACGAGAUGUGUGGAGACCAGAUGGCAAGGGAAACAGAGGUCUGGAAGACGAGUACGACUAUGUAAUGUAUGGCAAGAUCUACAAAUUCGACUCUGAUUCUGGAGAAAUUGUGACUGCAUAUAUAUCUUUUGGAGGAUUGCUCAUGUCUCUGACUGGUUCGUCUCGGCAUAUGACCAGCAUUGUACUUGGAGACCCCAUCUAUCUUCUCAUGCGGAAAUAA